AUGGCGAAGGUGGUCCGGCCAAAGCCCAAUCUUGCGGACCACGUAUUCAAAUUCUGCAUGAAAAGCUCUGUUGUCCUUGGGAGCUGUUAUUUUGUUGUGCUGGCUUAUAUUGCAAUCUCAAAUCCACAGUUGGAGAAGCUGUGCUUGCUGCCGUUUUUUGGUGUUGCUGUUGCCGCUCCAUUGUAUGCAGCAGCUUUACUGAAAGAGUGUGAUCGUUAG
Molecule: messenger RNA, 219 nt
Organism: Miscanthus lutarioriparius
Lineage: Eukaryota; Viridiplantae; Streptophyta; Magnoliopsida; Poales; Poaceae
Source: the annotation of a GenBank genome assembly